AUGGCUUCUUCUUACACAGUUUUACUCUUACUCUGCCUAUCCAUCUUCCUCAUCGCUUCCACUGAGGUGGUGAUGGUGGAAGGAAGAGUUUGCCAGAGGCGAAGCAAGACAUGGACAGGGUUUUGUGGCAACACUCGCGGCUGUGACAGUCAGUGUAAGAAUUGGGAACGUGCUUCACAUGGUGCUUGUCACGCUCAGUUCCCGGGGUUCGCAUGUUUUUGUUACUUCAAUUGCUGAAGCAAGCAAGAGAGUUCUCUGAAUCUUGUCGAGUGUCACGGUGUUGUCUUCGUUUGUUAUGUUGCAAAUCUUAGUCAUUAUGACAAAACCAUAACCUUCAGCUUGGGUUUGAAUAAAAUCCCGUUUGUGCUUGGGACUAUAUGUCUAGUGAAGUUGUGAGAAAAUCUAUAAUAAGAGGCUGUCUCGCAGGUGGAAUAACU
Eruca vesicaria subsp. sativa (arugula) is the source of this 437-nucleotide messenger RNA. Lineage: Eukaryota; Viridiplantae; Streptophyta; Magnoliopsida; Brassicales; Brassicaceae. The record is from the annotation of a GenBank genome assembly.